Messenger RNA from Cryptomeria japonica (Japanese cedar), 462 nucleotides. RefSeq lists its product as uncharacterized. The coding region runs from base 1 to 462 and encodes 153 amino acids. The transcript has 2 exons. The record is from RefSeq and is a predicted model, not a curated record. NCBI's taxonomy places the organism in Eukaryota, Viridiplantae, Streptophyta, Pinopsida, Cupressales, Cupressaceae.
AUGGCCAAACCAAAGAAGAACAAACCAAAAUCUCAUUCACCUAAGCCAAGGCAAACAAGGAAAGCAACACCUUCCUCUAGUGCUCAAAAGCCUAUUCCUCCACCUAAGCCUCAAUCAAAUCCAUCUAGUGGAGAUGAGAAGAGGAAGAAAGGGAAACCAGGAAGAGUUUAUGUGGCAACCACUGCGGAAGAGGAGAUCGAAUCAGAUGAAGUAGUGAGAGAGGUCAAGAAGAGUGCUACUGCUGCCAGGGUUGUCAAGAUGCAACCUUCUGGAGAAAGUCAAACUAGCAAGAAGCCCAAAAAUGAUAUUGAUGGCAGUCAUAUUGCAGAUUCAAGUGUUAUAGCUCAGGAUCCUCUGGUAAUAGCUGUUGAAUCAGAAAAGAAUGUUGAGAAGGUUGGUAAUGAGAAGGGAGAGGAUACAGAGAUGGAAGAGAAGGAGAAGGAUGAAGGAAAAGUUGAAUAG